CCUCCCGGGCGGGCGGCAGCCUUUUCCCUCCGGGCAGGUGAGAGGCCGCCCGGCCGGCCGCUCCCUGGCCCCGCCCCCUGCGCGGCUCACCCGCCAGGCGUUGCUAUGGGGAUCCAGCGGCCGCGGCCGGCGGCCUGGGACUGCGCCACCUCUGCGGACCAGGCGCCGGCGACGGCGGGAGGUCAUGGAGCCCCCGAGAAGCUCGGAUGUGGAGGCCCGAAGGCUGAGGGGCUUGGGCCGCUGCCGGCAUUUCUUCUGGCUGGGCGUCGCCUUCGACGCAGUGGGCGCGACGGUGCUGUUCGUUGGGAUCUUCUCCGACCUCAUCUUCUACGACUUGCUCCUCUACCUGGGUUCCAUCAUCAUCUUCCUCAGCCUCCUCUGGUGGGUCUUCUGGUACACCGGCAACAUCGAACUGAGCCCCGAAGACACCUGGAAGAGGCCCAUCCGCAUGGGCACGCUGGACCAGCACUUCUCCUUCACCUUGAACCUCACCAACACGUUGGCGCGGUUCCGACGGGACCACCGCAGGAGACUCCUCCAGAGUACCACUAACAUUCGGAGUCCGUCCUUCACCAUCCAGGUACCCGACCCGCUAGCAAAAGAGGACCAGGUCCAGGACAAAGGCAGAAGGAAAAGUGUCAGAUACAAAGACGAGGCUAAAGCCUCAGGCAGAGAGGUUCUGGGCCCGGAACCGGAAACGGAAGCUGUAAAACAUUCAGAAAGAGUUGGCCCCCCAGGCCCUGAGGCUGGUCCUCUGGGCCCCGAGGCUAGACGAUCGUCAGGCCGUCUGGUGCAUCCCAAGUUCACGCCAUCAGAAGUUCUGGACCAGCCCCUGCCUGCCGACAUUGCCUCCUCUAAGAGCCUGACUGUGGUCCCAUCAUCCUCUAUUAGUCAGCCUCUAACUAUUAAUUAUUCUAAGAGCCUACCUACUUCGUUGGCCUCUGAGAGCAAUCCUCUAAUCACUAUUACCUCUGUGAGCCUGCCUGGUGUCCCCUUGCCCUCUUCAGGUCAGCCUCUGGACACUCUGGCCUCUGAUAUCGAGACUGUAGAUUCCGGAGUCUCACAAAACUACCCCCUGGUGCACGUGGCUGCGAUGAGCCAUUUCCCGACCCCAGUCGACUCGGAGAGGGAUUUCCAGAGUCAUUCUCUAGACACUCAAAAUCAGGCUUCCCAAACCCAGGGCUCUCUGACCCACCUUACACCAGGCACAUUUUUUCAGACCCAACCUGUGCACCCAUGGGGCGCCGUGGCUGGCCAGGACUUACAGUCCCUGUGUAACACCCAACCGUUCUCUACGAGCACUGUGGUUCAAGAGAUUGCGCGCAGCCAAUCUCCACUUUCCCGGGAGCCAUCAGGGGGCCAGGAACUAAGCCAGGAAGUCCCUGACGCCAUAUCCCGGCUCCCGGAGUCUGAGUCCGUGGCUCCAGCUGCUGAGGCCCGGAAGUCAAUGCCCCAUGAGAAUGUGCCUGCCCCUACCACCCAGAACGGUGGCCAUCUCUAAUGCAGAAGCAGAUGCUCUGGCCUCUGCAAAAACUCACCAAUGUUUCUACAUAUUUAAGUGCCAACUUUAUAAAAGUAUAAAUACAUUCAUCUCAUUUUGGAAACCUCCAUAUGGAAUUUUGACCAAUUCAUACCAGCAGACUUGCUAGACUGCCUUUGCCAAGUAUAUGUUUCAGUGUUGGGGAGAGUUUUCCAGCUGCAGAUAAUAAAGUUAUUUAUUUCCAGAACUUUUAAGCCAUAAUAUAUUAGGCCAUUCCUAAUAUAUUUGAUAUAUAAGUUUGUUUGUUUGUUUGUUUGUUUUUUAAAUAUAUUUCUCUUAUAAAAGCAUUCUAACAUUCUAAGUGGAAAAUAAUGUCUCACGUACUCUGGGUAAAGAUGUAAGUAAAUAUGAUUCCUUUGGAAUGGACAUUGAAAAUGUAACUUCUUGAUUUUCAGGAUAUUUUGUAACCUCAUUAGCUAUUCAAAAGGUUAACACAAUCAAUGCAUUAUAAUAUAUUACAAUUUAUAUUUAUAUGUUCAUUUGAUUUCAGUAAUAUCUGAAUUUCCCUUUUUCCCAAGGAUUUAAAAUCUGCUGAUUUGGAGCCCUGGCUGGGUAGCUUGUUU
Messenger RNA from Pipistrellus kuhlii (Kuhl's pipistrelle), 2103 nucleotides. RefSeq lists its product as uncharacterized. The record is from RefSeq and is a predicted model, not a curated record. The transcript is spliced from 2 exons. The coding region runs from base 185 to 1501 and encodes 438 amino acids. NCBI's taxonomy places the organism in Eukaryota, Metazoa, Chordata, Mammalia, Chiroptera, Vespertilionidae.